GGUGUUCCCGGAGUAAAUUGACGCUGCUCCCGUUUUCCCGGAGUGCAGCACACCUCCGCGCAGGCAGUGGUCCGCUCCGCACCGACGCCACACGGCCGUUGGUCUCAGAGCGGAGCGCAGGGAGAGGUUCACCCAGACUCUGCCAUUGCUCUGCUCCGUCCCGGUGGUGCCUCCUCUGCACAACUUUUCAUCCAGCGGUUAGCUCCCCAAGCGUCCGAGGAAAGCUGCUCUCAUCCCCCCAGCUCGUUUUUUUUUUUUUUUUACUUUACCCCACUACUGGACUUUCUCCCAUGAUUCGACACCCGGCCGCACUAACGCUAGCGUCCCGGGCUACGAAGAUACGAGAAUGAACUUUGGACUUUCCACACGGCUCUUCGUGACAUCGUCGUCCUGGAGCAGAUAAAAUAACAACGCAGCCCGGCGUGGCGGCGGCGGCGGCGGCGGCGGCUGGGCUAGAAACACACUCAAGAAAUCAAACAGCGAGGAACAUAUUACUCUCUGCCGAGUGACUGUCCGAACGCAGGCGGCGACAACUUCCAACCUGCCACUUCAGAGGAGGGACAGGAGAGUAAAAUGUCCUCCAAAGCGGCUAAUAAGAGUGCAGCGAUGGAGGAAACAGUCAUAUGGGAACAGCACACAGUGACCCUUCACAGGGCCGCAGGAUUUGGGUUUGGCAUUGCCAUCUCAGGUGGCCGAGACAAUCCUCAUUUCCAGAGUGGAGAAACAUCCAUUGUGAUAUCUGAUGUGUUAAAAGGAGGUCCUGCAGAGGGACUUCUACAAGAAAACGACCGUGUGGUGAUGGUCAAUGCUGUCUCUAUGGACAAUGUAGAGCAUGCCUACGCUGUGCAGCAACUCCGCAAGAGUGGCAAAAAUGCAAAGAUAACUAUCCGUAGGAAAAGGAAAGUACAAAUCCCUGUUUCGCGGCCAGGAGACAGGGAGACAAUGUCAGAGCAUGAGGAAGAGGACAGCGAUGACGAGGAUGAUUAUGAGCACCACAGUGGUCGUGGUGGCCAAAGUGCUUAUGGAGGAGCAAGUGGAGGCACAGGCAGGCGUCAAGAUCGUGAGCGCAGCAGCAGCGGCAGACGGGAUCAAAGUCCCUCGCGGGAGAGAAGUGUCUCACCGCGCUCUGACCGCCGAUCACAAGUCUCGUCUGCUCCACCCAGGCCAGCCAAGGUCACCCUUGUCAAGUCCCGCAAAAACGAAGCAGAAUAUGGACUCCGAUUGGCCAGUCACAUCUUUGUGAAGGACAUCUCUCCCGAAAGCCUUGCUGCCAGAGAUGGAAACAUCCAGGAGGGAGAUGUUGUACUCAAGAUCAAUGGCACAGUUACAGAGAACCUGUCACUGAUAGAUGCCAAGAAGCUGAUUGAAAGGUCAAAGGGCAAGUUGAAGAUGGUGGUGCAGAGAGAUGAGCGUGCCACGCUGCUCAACAUCCCUGAUCUUGAUGACAGUAUCCCAUCAGCUAAUAAUUCAGACAGAGAUGAUAUUUCAGAAAUACAUUCACUGACAUCAGAUCAUUCCAAUCGAUCCCACGGGCGAGGUAGUCGAUCACGUUCGCCUGACAGGUCUGAAACAACGGACCAUCUCCGCCACUCACCUCGGCCGAUCAGCAAUGACAGCCAUCGAAGCCGAGAUGAAGAACGUGUAUCCAAACCAGGGGCCAUGUCCACACCGGUGAAAAGCUCUGACGAUGGAGCCUUAUCACAGGCCAGCGACCAGGCCAGUUCCAGAGAUGAGAAAUUGUUACCUCCGCUGCCUGAACCAAAGCCAGUUUAUGCACAGCCUGGUCAGCCUGAUGUGGACCUGCCCGUCAGCCCCUCUGAUGCCCCUGUACCCAGCGCCGCUCAUGAUGACAGUAUUCUUAGGCCAAGUAUGAAGCUGGUUAAGUUCAAGAAAGGAGAGAGUGUCGGGCUGCGGUUAGCAGGAGGGAACGAUGUGGGAAUUUUUGUGGCAGGAGUUUUGGAAGACAGUCCUGCAGCCAAGGAGGGACUGGAGGAGGGCGACCAGAUUCUCAGGGUGAACAGUGUGGACUUUGCCAACAUCAUCCGAGAGGAGGCCGUGCUGUUUUUGCUGGAUCUCCCAAAAGGAGAAGAAGUUACUAUUCUUGCUCAAAAGAAAAAGGAUGUGUAUCGAAGGAUAGUAGAAUCAGAUGUGGGCGACUCCUUCUACAUUCGGACACAUUUUGAAUAUGAGAAAGAGUCACCGUAUGGCCUGAGCUUUAACAAGGGCGAGGUGUUCCGUGUUGUAGACACACUCUACAAUGGAAAACUUGGAUCCUGGCUUGCUAUCCGGAUUGGCAAGAACCAUCAGGAAGUGGAAAGGGGCAUCAUCCCCAACAAGAAUAGAGCUGAACAGUUAUCCAGUGUGCAGUACACCCUCCCCAAAACACCAGGGGGAGACAGAGCGGACUUCUGGAGAUUCCGAGGAUUGCGAAGUUCCAAGAGGAAUUUGCGGAAGAGCAGGGAGGACUUGUCUGCGCAGCCAGUUCAGACCAAGUUCCCUGCGUAUGAGAGGGUGGUGCUGAGGGAAGCUGGGUUCCUCAGGCCAGUGGUUAUCUUUGGACCGAUAGCAGAUGUGGCCAGAGAGAAACUGGCAAGGGAGGAGCCAGACAUUUUUGAACUAGCGAAAACACAGAAACAACAAGGAGGGGAAAAGAGCGAACCCAGGGAUGCAGGAACCGACCAGAAAAGCUCUGGCAUCAUUCGCCUGCACACCAUUAAACAGAUAAUUGACCGAGACAAGCACGCAGUUCUGGACAUCACCCCUAAUGCAGUGGACCGUCUGAACUACGCUCAGUGGUAUCCUAUUGUGGUGUUUCUCAAUCCAGACACCAAGCAGGGCGUCAAGAACAUGAGGACCCGCCUCUGCCCUGAGUCUAGGAAGAGUGCCAGGAAACUCUAUGAUCGAGCCCUUAAAUUGAGAAAAAACAACCACCACCUCUUCACCACAACCAUUAACUUGAACAGCAUGAACGAUGGUUGGUUCGGAGCACUGAAAGAGAAUAUCCAGCAGCAGCAGAACCAGCUGGUGUGGGUUUCGGAGGGCAAGGCUGAUGGGGCAGCUGAGGACGACCUGGACAUCCAUGACGAUCGUCUGUCCUACUUGUCGGCACCAGGUAGUGAGUAUUCCAUGUACAGCACCGACAGCCGCCACACCUCCGACUACGAGGACACAGACACAGAGGGUGGAGCUUACACCGACCAGGAGCUGGACGAAACACUGAAUGACGAUGUGGGUCCACCCACGGAGCCCGCCAUCACCCGCUCCUCUGAGCCUGUCCGUGAGGAUCCACCCGUCAUCCAAGAACCCCCUGGCUACGCUGGCUACCAGCACACACUGCAACCGGACCCCCUGAACCGCAUCAACCCGGCUGGGUUCAAGGCACCAGUGCCGCAGCAGAAAGCAGAGGCCGCUGCCGUCCCUAGCCUCCCCCAGCAGCCUGAGCCCCUGGCUGAGACAAAUCCCCCUGCUGUCGACGUUACUGUAAAAACUGUAGGGGGCCUGAGCCCUGACGAGGCUCCUGCAGCUCCCCACAUGCAGCCAAGCCCCAACCCAGAGGCUGGCUCGCUUAGGAGGCCCACACCUGAGCUAGCCCGUCAGAGCGUCACGCCAGAACCUCUACAGUCUGGACUGGCCAGUUCUGAACCAAAGAUGUUCCAAAAGGAUCCAUACAGCACAGACAACACUGGGAGAACUGGUCACAGUAUGAAGCCUUUGGCCUACAACCCUCAGCAGGGAUAUCACCCUGACCAGCAGCCGUACAGAGAUUACGACCACCCCCCGAGUCGGUAUGAUGUCAGCAGCAGUGGAGUCAGUAGCGGAGGUGGUUACAGAGAACCAAAGUAUCAUGACUAUGACUCUAACCCACCCUUCGAGAACAGUGUGCCUCACUUCGACCAGCAACAGUGGAACCCCUACAGCCAACCGCUCUCUACUGCCAAUUCUCAGGGCUACGAUCCCCGUUUGCCAUACAGUGACGGCCCUGACUCCCACUACACCCCUCCUCUCCGCUACGACGAGCCCCCACCUCAGCAGGGAUUUGACGGACGGCCCCGUUAUGGUAAACCAACCGGUCCUGCACCUGUCCGUUAUGAUGAUCCUCCAGCACCAGGGCCUGAUCUGCACUAUGACCAGGAUUCUCACCUGAGUACGUACCCAGCUGCUGCACGCUCCCCUGACCCUGCUGCCCAGCGACCUGCCUAUAACCAGGGACCAGCACCGCAACAAAAAGGCCACAGAUCUCAGCAGUAUGACCCUGUUCCUGUGAACUCUGAAACCAGCCCCACACCUCCUCCAAAAGCAGAGAACCCCUCACCUUCCCCUGUGGACCUUCCAAAAUCUGCACCUGUCAGAGAUGAGCAGCCUGAGGACGACCCAGCCAUGCGGCACCAGUCAGUCCUGACGAGGGUCAAGAUGUUCGAGAACAAACGCUCUGUGUCCAUGGACCGAGCCAGAGAUAACGGGGAUUCAUCUGGAAACAGGGCAGCAGAUUUACCCUUGAAAGCAGGUGGAGUAAUCCCUAAAGCAAAUUCUCUUAGCAACCUGGAUCAAGAGAAGACCUUUAGAGCUCCAGAGCCACAGAAACCUCAGUCCAAUGUAGCUGAUGACAUUGUGCGCUCCAACCAUUACGACCCUGAUGAGGACGAGGACUACUACAGGAAACAGCUGUCCUACUUUGACCGGCUCCAAACUGGCCCCACCAAACCCCAGCCACAAGCACAAACCACCCACAACAACUACAGGACGGAGUCAGUGGAAAAACCAAGUCCAGUGGAGAAAAAAUAUGAGCCUGUUCCCCAGGUUACACCGUCGCUGCCACCAGCCACACUGCCCAAACCCUCAACUGAAGCCAAGCCUCCUGCACGAGAGGACACUGUCCAGACCAACUUCCUGCCUCAUAAGAGUUUCCCUGAGAAGUCUCCAGUUAAUGGCACAAGUGACCAGCCUCCAAAAACAGUCACUAGCACCACGGCUCCCCCAGCAUCCAGCUACAACCGCUUUGCGCCCAAGCCCUACACCACCUCUGCCAGACCUUUUGCACGCAUGUUUGACAGUCCGAAAUUCAACCACAACCUUUUGCCCAAUGACAAGCCUGACACUGCUCCAAAGGACCGGAGCUCCAGCCCAGUGAAGCCUCAGGUGAAUCCUCAGCCCCAGAACACAGACCAUGACAGUGGUGUGGACACUUUCACACGCACGAUGGACCACCGCUCUAAAUACCAGCACAACAACAUCAACGCUGUGCCCAAGGCCAUCCCAGUGAGCCCCAGUGCUCUGGAAGAUGAUGAAGAUGAAGAUGAGGGCCACACAGUAGUUGCAACAGCUCGAGGAAUCUUCAACAGUAACGGUGGCGUCCUGAGCUCCAUUGAGACAGGUGUCAGCAUAAUAAUCCCACAGGGUGCCAUCCCUGACGGUGUGGAGCAGGAGAUCUACUUCAAGGUCUGCAGAGACAACAGCAUCCUGCCACCGCUCGACAAAGAGAAAGGAGAGACUUUGCUCAGCCCUCUGGUGAUGUGUGGACCUCAUGGCCUUAAGUUUUUGAAGCCUGUGGAGCUGCGCUUACCUCACUGUGCGUCAAUGACCCCUGAUGGUUGGUCUUUUGCUCUAAAAUCCUCCGACUCCUCGUCGGGUGACCCGAAAAGCUGGCAGAACAAGUCUAUUCCCGGGGACCCCAACUACCUGGUGGGCGCCAACUGUGUCUCCGUGCUCAUCGACCACUUUUAAAGACGGAGACGGGGCCGGCAGGUGUGACGUUAGUGAAGAUGGCUGUGGUGGAUAAAAUGAAGACGACACACAUGAGCCAUUUUUAGACAUGGCCUCCAGAGGAACUCCAGAAAAUUUGGUCCAGACUCUUUCCCAGAGUAUUUCUUUUCACACAUGCACAACACGGCAGGAGAUUCUCCGCUCAGGCGCGUUCGCAACAGCAACACAUUUUCCGCAGGAUUCAGGCAAGGGGUGGGGCAGCAGGCAGACGCAGGAAGUAACAUAUUAAUCCCGCUGCGGAGAUCACAGGUUUUUGUCUACAUAACAUCCACACAGGCGUUGGCCCUUAUCACUGCAAACUCUCAUGACAUCUCCGUCAGUGUCUUCUUCGUGUAUGGCACCGCUUUUUUUUGUAUUUUUAGUUCUUUGCGUCUGUUGCGUGUCAGAAGUGUCAUCAACCUCCCACUCACUCACGGUGAAUCCAGCAGAGGAUCUCCUGCUGUGUUCUCACUUUGACUCCGGACUUUCCUGAGUUUCUUUGGACUUUAUACAAGGAGGAUCUCUGGAGUUCAGUGCAUGAAUGAAAGUUACACACACACACACACACACACACGCCACAAUGGAGUGUAAAGAAGAUUGGCGCGGUGCUGUUUACCUACGGACGAAGGAGAGACCGAUGAUCACUACAAGUUAUUUCUGAUAAACAAUUUCCCCUAAUAUGAGGUUUUGAUGUGAAAUGAAGUCGUUGAUGAUGCAUGCCCCAAUCUGAGGUUUAACUUUUUAUAUAAGGCAAUGUUAAUUGUAAUUUUUACAUGAAUAUAGAUGGACGGACGGCUUUUGAGGCAGCGUAAAUGCCUCAAAAAUAUUUAUGCUAUAUAUGCAUACAGUAUAUAUAGUAGUAUAGAGAUAUACUGAGUUUAAAUCAUGAAUCCAGUCAACAUCUUGUCGUUUUUCAGUUCAGGUGACUUGAAAACAAACCUGCAUCUCCACCUUUAUUAUUUUUUUCUCCACAAUGAAGGUUUGAGGCGGACGUGAGAUAAAACCAGAGAUGGUGACGUCUGGAAGUUUCUGUUGAAGGAGUUGAAAAAAGCUCGAGCUGGAUAUGAACCCAAGUAGCACACUUUUAUAGAGAUGUUCUUCCUUCACUCCUUUAUUCUUCCUUUUAAUACGGUUAUAUCUUGUAGCUCUUAUUUCUUCUCACAUCUCUCCUUCCAGCCUGAGGGAGAUCUAUGCAUGUUCUUUACUCAGGUCCAGUAGCCUCCUCAGUUCCCUCCUCACAUCUCUCUCUCUUUCUUCUCUCUCUCUUUUUCUGUCUGUGCACUCUUGCACACACACAAAUAAGCAGUGAUGCCUUAUCUGCAGAUUAUUCACUUUUCAUCAAGAAAUACAAAACACAUAAGUUAUGAUAAAUUAUGGUAUAAUGUCAUUUGUUUUUGCCAUUUCACAUUUUUUGUGGACCCACUGUAUAAAUGACCUUGGGUUUAGCUCACAGUAGCAGUCGAUAAAGGAUAACAAAGGUAUGCUCUUCUUUUAUCUGCUAUGCAUUACUUAAAGAAAAGAAAAACCAGAAACCAGAAAAGAAGUGGCUGUAAAUAAAGCUAGCAUAUUGCCUUGUUUCUUUUGUUUGUAAAUGAACUUUUUGUAUGUCUUUCUUUUUUGUAUAAAACUUAGAGAAAACAUGUUUUAAAAAGUGGAAGAGAGUGAACAUGCUGAUCUUUGUAUUCUGGAUAUACCCUCGAGCCUUGGAACUUAUAACCUAACAAUAACACAUCACACAUUUUCUACCAAUAUAUUCACCCUAUGUUACAGUCACAACUUCUUUUUUUUUUUUUAAACGGCUAUUUAAGGAUCAGGAAAGUACUUUGG
Paralichthys olivaceus (Japanese flounder) is the source of this 7566-nucleotide messenger RNA. It is a transcript of the gene tjp1a, whose product is annotated as tight junction protein 1a. The record is from RefSeq and is a predicted model, not a curated record. Gene Ontology annotation, biological process: cell-cell adhesion; cell-cell junction organization; establishment of endothelial intestinal barrier. Gene Ontology annotation, molecular function: cell adhesion molecule binding. NCBI's taxonomy places the organism in Eukaryota, Metazoa, Chordata, Actinopteri, Pleuronectiformes, Paralichthyidae. Gene Ontology annotation, cellular component: bicellular tight junction; plasma membrane.